This is a messenger RNA of Coregonus clupeaformis (lake whitefish), 1069 nucleotides long. RefSeq lists its product as uncharacterized. NCBI's taxonomy places the organism in Eukaryota, Metazoa, Chordata, Actinopteri, Salmoniformes, Salmonidae. The transcript has 5 exons. The record is from RefSeq and is a predicted model, not a curated record. Bases 231 to 914 code for a protein of 227 amino acids.
UCUUCCUCACCACUGGCAGGGCCACACCAAUUUCCUGCCCAGCCCAGCUGAGGCAGUUUUAGGGGAAUUCAAUUCACUCUGCGAGGAACCUCCUGCCUAUUACACAGACACUGCCUGCAGGACAGGACACACUCCGGAUCACCUACUCACCUGCCCUAAAAAAGGAUUUUGUUCUUCUUUUUCAUUUUACAAUCACCACCACCACCACCACCACCACCUUUGUGUCCACCAUGACCAGGUCCCAAAUCAUCUGCAAAAUUGUGAUCGCCUGCCUGGCCCUGUGGUCGAUCAUCUCCCUCAUCAUCAUCGUGGUGUGGGCCACCUCUCCGAACAUGAAGAGCGCCAGUCAGUGUCGGGCUGAUCUGCAGAAACUGACGGAGAAGCACGAGGGGGCCAGGGUGGUGUACGCCAAGAACAAGCAGGCCCUGGAGGAGAUGGUGGAGGAGGGCCGCGCCAACCAGACCCAGCAGCUCAUGGAGAUGGAGAGGUUCCUGAAGCACCUGGGCAAGACCAACAUGUCCCUGGUUGACUGUCAGCAGGAAAGCGUUAUUUUGCGUGGAAACAUUACAGUCCUGGAGAAAGAGAUUGAGAUGCAUAAAGAAAUCGAGGAAAAUCUCACUUCAGAAAUCACGCUACACCAAGAGCACAUCAAAUUCCUUCAGGAGAACUUGACACAGGCAUCUCAUAAGUGGGAGGCCUGCGAGGUUUUGCACUCAGCUGCUGAGAGACAGCGGAUAGCAGCUGAGAGCCAGGCCAAGGCCUGCGAGUCCAGCAAGCUGUAUUUACAGAAGCAGCUGCAGAGGUGCAAAGAGAACCAUCACGACGAGCCUUUGAAUGGCGGAGUUGCCGCACCCCAGAGUAGCAUUCUUGCCCUGGCCAUUGUCCUCUUCGUAGGUCUGCAUUUGAUAACAUGAACAUGAUGCUGAGCCAGUGAGGUCAUUGAAGACGAUUAAAGUGGAACACUGUUCUCCAGGACAAUAAGAUGGACCUGGACUUGAUAUUAUAUGGAUAUUAGUGCUGAGCGAUUAACCGUCAUAAAAAACUAGUUAUUAAACAAAUAAUUGACUGA